AUGGCGCCCAAGUCGCUCGCAGAGCAAAUAGCUGAAUUGGAAGAUCCAACACCAAAAGAUUUCGAUCCCGAGGAUUUGGAUCGUGCUGGACCAGACAGUGACGACGAAGCUGGUCAAGCUGCUGACCCUAAUGCUGGACGGGAGCAUUACCAGGCUGUAGGCAAAGCAAAGCUUCGCAAGCAGGAUCCAAUCAACCUUGGAAAGCAAUACGCUGGAUCGCGUAUCAGUAGAGAUGCUCUCGAAGCCGAAAGCGACGAUGAUCCGUUCAAAGCACGCUCGAGUGACGAGGAAGAUAGUGAGGAUGAGGAGGAAGAGGAUUCCGAAUUAGGAAGCGAGGACGACGAAGACUUAUCUGAGGAAAGCGAAGAAGAGCGACCCAAGAAAUCCAAGAAAUCCGGAAAAGCCGAUAAGAAACAACAAAAGAAGGAGCUGGAAGUUUCAUCGGAGGACGAGGACAUGGAUGGCAUGGAAACCGAUGGUUUGGAAGAAAUCGAAGGAAGCGAGGAGGGCUCGGAGGACGAGCUCGAUGAGGAUGACCUGGGCGGCGAAUUUCCAUCGGAUGACGACGAUGACGAGGAGGAUGAUGAGGAUGAGGAAGACGAAGACGACGAUGACGAUGACGAUGACGACGACGAGGAUCGACAUGAGGGAUCUAGCAAGAAGUCGAAGUCCGAUGAUCGGGAGGAACUUCGCCGACUCAUGUCCUCUGAUCAGAAAACAAUUGCAGCCACCAUUUCGCAAGCCGCCAAGGCAGACGCUGCCAAAGGCAAAGCAGUCAAACAACAGCGUGCUACUUUCGAUGCCCUACUUAACACGCGCAUCAAGUUACAGAAGGGCCUAACUGCCAUCGAUCAGCUUUCCAUCGCCGCAAAGGGUAACGAGGAGAGCAAUGAUAUCGACGGAGAAGCUAUCAAGUCCGCUGAAUCCGCUGCCCUCGCUCUCUGGUCUACACUCGAAGAUCUGCGACUCGCCCUGGCCGAUGCACAGGCACCCGGCGAGUCGAAGAAACGAAAGCGCCCGUCUGCUGCUACCCUGACGACAUCCACCGAUUCCUUAUGGAAGCGCAUGGCAGAUGUGGAAUCCGAUGCUGUCCCUCGCCGUCGAACCAUCCUUGACAAGUGGUCGCUCAAGGUGCGCGGGUCCAAUGCUGCACUCCCCAACGCUCGGGGAAAACUCAUGGGCACCAGUGCUGCGAAUCAACAAACCAUUACCGCCGUCAUUGACGCGCAGAUCGCCUCGGAGAUCGGCGACCGCUCUGCUAAACGCUCUCGGAAGAACGCGUCAUCCAAUGGCAAUGCUACAUCUGCUGAUGCUGAACAUGAACCCAUCUACGACGACACCGUAUUCUACCAGUCUCUGCUCCGUGAUCUCGUAGAGCAACGCAUGUCUUCUUCCGACGCCAUCACAAACGGUAUCGACACCCUCCAUAUCCAGCUGCCUACUCGGCUAUCCGUGCACCCUGUUACGGGCAUGCGCAAGGACAAGGUCAAAAGGGAGAUCGAUACCCGAGCAUCCAAGGGGCGUAAGAUGCGCUUUGAGGUCCAUGAGAGGCUGCAGAACUUCAUGGCACCCGAAGACCGAGGCCGCUGGACCAAUACCGCACGAGAAGAAUUUUUCGCUUCGCUCCUUGGCAAGACUGCCAGUGGCCUGUUGCGAGAGGGUGAUGACGAGGAAGUUAGUGCCGCCGAGGAGAGCGAUGAGGACCGCGAGGAGGGUGGCUUGAAGUUGUUCCGCAGUUAA
Molecule: messenger RNA, 1740 nt
Organism: Aspergillus clavatus NRRL 1
Lineage: Eukaryota; Fungi; Ascomycota; Eurotiomycetes; Eurotiales; Aspergillaceae
Product: AATF family protein
Exons: 3
Coding region: 1-1740 (579 amino acids)
Biological process (GO): maturation of SSU-rRNA from tricistronic rRNA transcript (SSU-rRNA, 5.8S rRNA, LSU-rRNA)
Cellular component (GO): nucleus; nucleolus
Source: RefSeq, a predicted model, not a curated record